ACACGCAUCACACCACGCAGCCUCUCUUCAGUGUUCCGCUGCGCUCGCGCAACAUUUGGCGGGGCGUAUUAAUCGCAAAUGUUGUUUCCAUUGACCAAUUUAUGCCGUCCUUCGAAGCAACCAGUUUCGCCAGACGCUUCGCGGCAUAAGUAAGUGCAGGAGUGUCGGUCAGUGCAAAAUUACGCUCCAGCAAUGAUCGAGUACACGGUGCGAUUCUUUCGCGGGCUGGACCUGUGGUCACUAGCGGUGGACGAAGCAUUCCUUAACGUAACUCAUUCCACGGGUGCUGCUAACGAUUAUUAUCUCUACACACUCUCGGAUGAGUGUGAUAAGUGCCCCUUCACCAAAUUGCAACGGAUUUCGGCGGUCAAGAAGAGUACUGUACUAAAAGUCGAUGUUUCACGUCGAAUCGGAUUGCGUAUCCUUGAUCGAGAUGUCGGGAAUUAUUCUUUCGAUAACGACACCGUGCUGUGUCAAUUUAGCAAUGCCCAAUUGGGCGAAUUUGGAGUUUAUGAUCUAAGCAUUGUACAAAACGGUGCUAGCUGUACGUUGGAGACAGCCAAGGAACCAGUCAACAUUUAUCUUCCUUUUCUUACGAUUGUGCUUAUCGCGUUUGUCGCAUUUGGAAUCAUUCGAUUGGCACGGUAUGGCAUACGCCGUUCUCGUAUGGCUGGCUUUCCACAGCCUUCUGCGCGGCCAGAAGCUGGUGACGCACCAACAACGGAAGAACACGAUAAGCAGGAAGCGGAAACGUCUGCACAGGUUACGCCUAGAAAACGCCUCCAAAGUCUGGACACUUUCCGCGGCAUUGCGAUCAUGUUGAUGAUCUUCGUCAACAGUGGUGGUGGUCACUAUUGGUGGAUCGAGCACGCUACCUGGAAUGGGUUACAUGUGGCCGAUCUCGUCUUUCCGUGGUUUCUCUUCAUCAUGGGCGUAUGUGUGCCGAUUUCGCUGCGUGGUCAAAUUAAUCGGAACGUUCCACGGCGCACGAUUCUUUCUCACAUAGCCGUUCGCUCGCUGAAAUUGUUUGUAAUAGGACUUUGCCUGAACUCGAUCAAUGGUCCGAGCAUGGCGAAUCUGCGUGUCUUCGGCGUACUGCAACGGUUCGGUAUUGCUUACUUUGUCGUAUCGGCCGUGCAUCUUUUCUGCCAUGAACAGACAGUUCCAUCCCAAAGCCGGCUUCUACGCGCAAACGAGGACAUUUUUCGCUUAAAAAAGCAAUGGCUAAUUGUCGGGCUGAUCACGUUCGUGUAUCUGGUGGUGAUUUGCAUCGUACCUGCACCCGGUUGUCCAAGAGCUUACUUCGGACCGGGUGGGAAACAUCUUUUCAAUGCUUUUCCCAACUGUACCGGUGGCAUCACAGGGUACAUCGACCGAUUUGCCCUUGGUAUGGCGCAUCUAUAUCAACAUCCGACAGCACGCUACGUUUACGAUGCGAUGCCAUUUGAUCCGGAGGGUCCAUUCGGGUGUCUUCCCACGAUUUUACAAGUGUUUUUAGGUCUUCAAUGUGGUUGCACCAUCCUCGGGUUCACUGAACAUCGUCAGCGUCUUACACGCUUUGCCAUCUGGUCACUCCUGCUCGGUCUUAUUGCAGGAAUCUUGUGUGGAUUCUCAAAAAAUGACGGUUGGAUUCCGGUGAAUAAGAAUCUGUGGUCAUUGUCGUACGUACUGGCGACGGGUUCACUAGCGUAUCUACUGCUCAUGCUGUGCUACUAUGUGAUCGACGUGAAACGUGCUUGGAACGGUCGACCAUUCGUGUAUGCCGGUAUGAACGCGAUCGUCCUGUACGUGGGCCAUACGGUGUUUCACAAAAUGUUACCGUGGCACUGGCGUAUCGGCACGAUGAAUACGCACUUUAUGCUCACGCUAGAGUCACUCUGGAAUACCGUGCUUUGGAAUCUGAUUGCUCUCUAUCUGUACAAGCGAAAGAUAUUUUAUAAUCUAUGAAUCAUGCCAAAAUUUGACUUCAAAAGGACU
Molecule: messenger RNA, 1977 nt
Organism: Anopheles funestus (African malaria mosquito)
Lineage: Eukaryota; Metazoa; Arthropoda; Insecta; Diptera; Culicidae
Gene: Hgsnat
Product: heparan-alpha-glucosaminide N-acetyltransferase
Exons: 6
Coding region: 193-1947 (584 amino acids)
Source: RefSeq, a predicted model, not a curated record